Drosophila rhopaloa is the source of this 1129-nucleotide messenger RNA. RefSeq lists its product as uncharacterized. The record is from RefSeq and is a predicted model, not a curated record. The transcript has 2 exons. Bases 83 to 493 code for a protein of 136 amino acids. NCBI's taxonomy places the organism in Eukaryota, Metazoa, Arthropoda, Insecta, Diptera, Drosophilidae.
UACUGCUAACUGAAAUCAAGUAACUAGUCUAGCUAAACAUUCACAAACCCUUUAAAAUUGUUUAGAUACACAUUGUUCAGCCAUGUCCAGAGUGACCAAGGGCUUUGCCCGCCUGAUAAAUCCGGGCGUGGUGCUCAAUCCGGAGCUGAAUCAGAAGAUAGCCGCCUUCGAGACCAUGAGCGCCGAGCGAUCCGAACUGGAUCGGGAACUGGGAAGAUUGCGCAAAAAGCAGGACGAAACAGAGGAUAAUCUGGCCGAGGCGUUGGCCGAGGACGAGUUUCAGUGCAAUUUGAGGGGCCAGUCGUUCACGGGUCCCAACGAGGAUGAGCUGCAGGAAAUACUCAGGAGUCACCUCAGCGGAAUUAUCAACAAGCUGGCGACCAAGUAUGAGCGACUUGUCUACCUAGAUGCCGACAUCAGGAAGCUCAAGGGGACCAUUGAAAAGGCCAUCACAGUGGCCAACGAAGAAUCUGCCGCCGCAGCCGCAAUGUGAAAUAGCCUACCACUUUUUGUACUUCUACUUAAAAUUGUUGUUUAAUUUACACACACGUAAUGUUGUCUAAGGAAGGCUUCGUCACCUCUGCAAAUGUUUCAAAAUUUUCCUAGAAGCAAUUAAAUCAGGGAUAAAAUAUUAUCAAGCUUAAACCCAAAAUCCUUAAAAGGUAUCCUAGCUUUGCCAUUUGAUGCUUGCCAAAAUAUCUCAAUUCAUUUUGCUGGGCAUCUUAAAUUACUUGGGUGAAAUUAAAGCCGCAACAAUCUCAUUUCCGGUCAUUUUUAACGCACUCUCGCACAGACAAUUCAGCAAGGACCAGAAGACACUGCAAAUUUAAUUGCGUAUACGCACAGUUGCCACUGCAGUCGCGGCCACAGUUUCCUCCGCGCCAGCAGAUACGCUCUGCUGACUUUAUCGUUAAGUGCAUAAAUUCAAUAAUGCCGAGCGUCUGGUGGUGUCAACGCGCUGCGGAAGACAUAGACUCACCGGAUCGAUAAAACUGCAAUUUGAAAAUUAAUGGACUUUUCUGUGCCAUUAAAAUAUCUGGUUUUCGUUUCGCCACAAAAUCUAAAGCAAAUCGCUUUUGUUAUAUUAAAUUUUAAUAAAUAUUGUUUAAUAAUCUUUUAUUUAAUUAUA